AUGGACUCCCCGAAAGCCAUAGUAAACCCACUAAACCAGAAGGUGCCACGCAAUGCCAGAUCCGCCUUCUGGCGCCAUUUCGAAAAAGGAAUGAAUAAGGAAGGCAAGGAGGUGGUCAGAUGUCUAUAUUGUUCUAAAGAGUAUCUCGGUCGAGGGAUCACAACAUCAGUACGAUAUCAUGCUGAACAAGAACAUGGAGUACGAGAGGAAGAUACGGUCAAGAUUGGCUCGGUCGAUGGCGAAAAUGACUGCGAAUUGGUCGAAAAUGGGAAUUUUGAAAAUGUGGAUAAGAUGGAUCAACCUCAUAUGACUGCCCAACAGAUAUUAGGGGGGUUUUUGAAUAAUGAACUUAUGCAAAUUAUUAAUAAUGACACUGAUGCCCCAUUGGCUUCUAAACUGUUGGCUGAAUUGGCUACUGCUGCUAAGUUAAUAUUGGUGAGUACUCGCACUAUCUACUGUAUCUACUCUACCGUACCGUACCCAUACUCUACCCUAACCUACUCAACCCUACCCUACCCUACCCUACCCUACCCUACCCUACCCUACCCUACCCUACCCUACCCUACCCUACCUUACCCUACCCUACCUUAGCCUACUCAGCCCUGCCCUACCGAAGAGAUGCAUCUUACAUAAGAAAAUCUGCCCGGCCUUAAAAUACAUCUGCCCUAUAAAAUUUUUUAUUCAGAAGUAACACCAUCCCCAUAAACAUGUACAAUACCCAAAAAUCAACCUUGGUAUUAAAAAAAAUUACCUUACCCUAAAGAAAAGUUCACCGUGCUUAUUGUUAUAUUACAUUCCAGGCUGAAUCCCCCUCCCAACUCUCGACCAAUGAAGAGACACAAAUCCUCCGCGCCGCAGUAAAAUGUCAUGUUCACUUAACAACGCGCAAUGUAAUCCCAUCUACAUCGUAUGCCGAGAGUUUGGACGAUCGUGACAUCAGAAGUCUUCAACAUCGUGCUUCUUUCAAUCGCAUGGUCGAGCAGUUUGAACAAAGUGGCGUGACAAUACCGGCCAAAGAGAUCGACAAGGUCUUGGAGGUUUUGGCGGAAUUGAACUUUACCGGGUUUUUGUUUCAAAAAAUCGACCGGUCGGAUAGAAGGAGGAGCUGA
This is a messenger RNA of Bursaphelenchus okinawaensis, 1109 nucleotides long. The record is from the annotation of a GenBank genome assembly. NCBI's taxonomy places the organism in Eukaryota, Metazoa, Nematoda, Chromadorea, Rhabditida, Aphelenchoididae.